Molecule: messenger RNA, 582 nt
Organism: Haliotis rubra (blacklip abalone)
Lineage: Eukaryota; Metazoa; Mollusca; Gastropoda; Lepetellida; Haliotidae
Product: proline-rich extensin-like protein EPR1
Exons: 1
Coding region: 1-582 (193 amino acids)
Source: RefSeq, a predicted model, not a curated record
AUGGCUGUAUUUCUCACUCACCCUCCACUCCCUCCCAUCCCUCACACUUCCCUCCCCCUACCCCCACUCAUCCUACCCUCCCUCUCCCCCUUCCCCUACCCCUACUUCCACCUCAUCCUACACUCCCUCCCAUCCCUCACACACCUCCCUACCCCCUACCCUCCCAUCCUACACACCCCUCCCUCCCUCCUCUCCCACUUCCCUCCCCCCCCACCCAUCCUCCUCCCACUUCCCCACCCCUACUUCCACCCAUCCUACCCUCCCUCCCCCUCCUCACUUCCCCCCCUACUUCCCACCCAUCAUGCCCCCUCCCACCCAUCCCCCUCCCAUACCCCCUCCACACUUCCCACACUUCCCUACCCCCUACUUCCACCCAACAUCCCCUUCCCCAUCCCACACUCCCCUACCCCUACCCAUCCUAUCCUCCCCUCCCAUCCCUCACACUUCCCUACCCCCUACUUCCACUCAUCCUACACUCCCUCCCAUCCCUCACACUUCCCUACUGACCAUCUCCACCCAUCCUACACUCCCUCCCAUUUCCCUCCCCCUACCUCCACCCAUCCUACUCUCCCACAGCACUAA